UAAUUUAUUCGCAAAAAGCCCCAAACAGUACGAUAGCUCAAGUCAAAUUCAAACAUUACUUUGCGGGUGUCGGUCACACUUUUCUUUACAACAGCUGACUGUGAACAAACGUGUGAAUGGUCAGACGCCAUUACGUUACGUGCUGACGAGUCGUGUACGUGUACAAUAAAAACAGGGGAAAAAAGGAAAAUAUAUGUGAGGUACAGAGAGAGAACAGUCAAAAUUAACUGUGUCGAUGUCGAACGAUAAAACAUAAAACGCAAAUAAACUAGAAAUAACAAAAUAGCUAACGUUCACGGAAAUAGACCAGCGAAACAAUCAACAUUAACAUCUUUCUCGAGACUAUCAGCCAAUUGGCUGGCUUUGCAACCAACUGCAACAACAUGCAGCUGCUAAUUUCAAGUGUUUGCAUGGCGCUGACCAGCGCCGUAAUUGGCAACGCCUACUACCAGAAACAGCAGUUCUAUCCGGCAGUUGUGUAUAUCACCAAAUCCAAUGCAUCCAUGGCGGUAAUCUACAUACAAUUUUUUGUGAUAGUCUUUAUGUUCGGCAAACUCUUGCGCAAGAUAUUCCUGGGCACGUUGCGUGCUGCCGAAUUUGAGCAUCUGCUUGAACGUUUUUGGUAUGCAUUGACAGAGACAUGCUUGGCAUUUACCGUAUUUCGAGACGACUUCAAUCCUCGAUUUGUGGCGCUUUUUACAGUGCUACUAUUUCUCAAAUCAUUCCAUUGGCUUGCCGAGGAACGCGUUGACUUUAUGGAGCGUUCUCCAGUGCUGGGCUGGUUGUUCCAUAUACGCGUCGGCAGUCUGUUAACAAUGCUGGGCAUCCUUGAUUAUGUGUUGCUAAUGCAUGCCUACAACUCAACGCUUGUGCGUGGGCCGACUGUGCAGCUAGUGUUCGGCUUUGAGUAUGCGAUUCUGUUAACGGUAAUUGCCAGCACGGCCAUAAAAUAUGUGCUACAUGCUGCAGAGAUGCGUACCGAUACGCCCUGGGAGAAUAAGGCCGUAUUUCUUUUGUAUACGGAACUUGUUAUUGGAUUGAUCAAGGUGGUAUUGUACCUGCUCUUCGUUGUUAUUAUGGCAAAGAUUUAUGCACUACCCAUGUUCGUCUUCCGGCCAAUGUUCUUUACCAUACGCAAUUUCCGCAAGGCUCUCAACGACGUUAUCAUGUCUCGACGAGCAAUUCGUAACAUGAACACCUUGUAUCCGGAUGCUACGCCCGAAGAACUGCGACAGUCAGACAAUAUUUGCAUCAUUUGUCGCGAAGACAUGGUUAAUCACUCAAAGAAGUUGCCGUGCGGUCACAUCUUCCAUACAACCUGCCUACGCUCCUGGUUCCAACGCCAGCAAACUUGUCCCACUUGUCGCCUCAAUAUACUGCGUACACCCACAGUGAAUUCUACGGCCAUUCCCCGGCCAGCUGACGAGCCAGCGAAUGCAGCAGCAGCAGCUCCUGCUGCUGGCCCACCAGGAGCUGGCGCGAAUGCUGCAAUAAUUAAUCCAACAGCAGCAGCAACACAUGAGACCGCUCAGCCACAUCCAAAUGGCACAGCGAUGCGGAAUCCCGCAGUACCCAAUUUUGCAGAUAUCUUCGCCGAAACUAAUAACUUGGGAAAUGGAAUACCAAACCUAGCUGGUAUACCGCCGCCUCCUAUGCUUUCUCCGUUUAUGAUGCAGCCGCCUUUUGCCUACUUUACACCUCCAAUAGUACCGCCACCACCGAUGCCGCAGGAUCUCAAUGCGUUCAAUGAGGAAGAGUUGCUCUCUAUGGAGGGCAACCUACGAAAACACAUUGAGGAACGCAUUAAGAUGCUACGAAAUAUUUCGCUAAUGGUGGAUUCGGCUAAUAUUUUAAUGCAACAAUAUCAGGGGAUAAUUGCGAGGCUACCGCCGCCUGUACACGUAUUGCCACCAAACCCAACUGUGGCAGCUCAAAGCGUACCAGUGGCAACAGAUGCAGCAACAGCAGUUGGGCCAGCAACAACAUUAACAUCAGCACCAGUUUGUGAUAAGCCAAGCACAUCAAGAGCAUCGGCAGUGGAGGUUAAAUCGCACGAGGGGCAUCAGAACAGCGUUACUACAAGUAACACUGUGGUAAAUGCCUCAGAAAAAGUUACUAUUGAAGAUUUGGGCGCUGAGGAGGAUAUUGUACCGUCCAAUGAUGAAGCUUCUCUUGAUGUUGAUAGCGAGGACAGCUCCGAGCUGAGCGAGCUCCGAAAGCGACGAUUGAAAUUUCUGGAGGAACGCAACAAAUCACCAACUACUAGCGACAAAGCAGAUUAGAAUUUGAACUGAAUGUAAUCAGCAGCAGCAGCAGCAGCGCAACAGCCUUUAACGCCCACCUUGCUCUCACACGUGCAUCUAGCAACUCGAUGUGUAUUCUAUGAAUGGAUAUUGAUUUUAGCUUAUAUUACAUUGAUCCUUUAUCUUUCCAAAAUUCCUUUGACU
This is a messenger RNA of Drosophila hydei, 2447 nucleotides long. It is a transcript of the gene sip3, whose product is annotated as E3 ubiquitin-protein ligase HRD1. The record is from RefSeq and is a predicted model, not a curated record. Gene Ontology annotation, cellular component: cytoplasm. The coding region runs from base 384 to 2282 and encodes 632 amino acids. NCBI's taxonomy places the organism in Eukaryota, Metazoa, Arthropoda, Insecta, Diptera, Drosophilidae. The transcript has 6 exons.